GAAAGCGAAAAGGCCCUUUGCCUCUCGCUCUACCCCAAACCACAGCAGUCAGCAGCAGACCCUCGCCAUGGGACUGAGAUCCCCGCUCGUGCUCCUGCUGCUCCUCCUCUUCCUCGCCGCUACUUUCCGUCCCAGCGCGGCCGCUUUGGCCCCUCCAACAGGCAGCAUCGUGAAGCAGCUGUCGUCGGUCGUCAGGUGGCCGCGGGCCGCCCCCUCGACGCACGGGCCCAAACAGCCCGGCCACCCCCAGUACGCCGAUGGCCACGUGGGGGUAGCCCUGCAAUUUGAGAGCGGCUACUUUGUAGAGACACUUGUUGAGGGUGACAAGCUUGGUGUCACGCCGCACACCGUUAGAGUAUCUCCUGUUGAGGGCGGGGAGCUCCUUGCGGUCGACUCGGCACAUAGCAACAUUGUGCGGAUAACCCCGCCACUUUCUGAGUAUAGCAGGGGAAGACUUGUUGCUGGUUCUUUCCAGGGCCAUUCUGGUCAUAUAGAUGGUAAACCAAGUGAUGCCCGAUUCAAGCGCCCCACAGGCGUUGCCGUGGAUGAUAUGGGCAAUGUUUAUGUUGCUGAUACAGCAAACUUGGCGAUUCGAAAGAUUGGAGAAUCAGGAGUGACCACCAUAGCGGGUGGUAAAUCGAAUAUCCCAGGAUACAGGGAUGGCCCCAGUGAAGAUGCAAAGUUCUCUACAGAUUUUGAUGUGGUGUAUGUGAAGAAAAUGUGUUCUCUUCUGGUUAUUGACCGUGGAAAUGCAGCCCUUAGGAAGAUUUCUCUUCCACAAGAAGACUGUACUUACCAGGAUUCUGCACUCCUAUCUUCAGAUCUCAUAUUGGUCAUUGGUGCUGUUGUGGCUGGAUAUAUCUUCUCUGGUUUCCAACACGGGUUUGGAUUCUCAGGCUCCGAGAAGGUAGAGGCACCUGAAAACGAGCAGCACGAGAGCAGCACAAUCGGGAAGCCACCUCUGGUGGUGGAGAGCCUGAAAGAGGAACCAGGAGCUGGGUGGCCAUCCCUCGGGACGCUAAUUGCCGAUCUCUUGAAACUUGCCAUCGAGGGAGUGGGGAAACUGCUACUCAGCGUAGUCCCUCAACGCAUGCAACACGGGAAGAGGAAGACAGAUCUCACCCCGCUCAGGGACAGGCUGGUGAUGCCCGAGGACAGAGAGGAGACGGCAGCGGCGGCGCAGAAGCUCAGCAGCACACCAAUGCGGCCCGAGACAGCCCACGCCCCUAACCCCGUAACCGAGACGGCAGCACCCAAGGCCCCGAAGAGCACGAAGCCAUCCAAGCUCAGGGAUUCUUCGACCCUGUCAAGCAAGCACAGGUCCUCCAAGCGGCAGGAAUACGCGGACUUCUACGGCACCUCCGAGCCCGCUCCCGUAGGUGCCGCCGCCAAGGUCCCCAAGGACAGGCUCCGCCACCGCCACCACCACCGCGAGAAGAGCGGGGAGGUCGCCUACGGCGCCGCCCAUCACGACCUGAAGCCCGCGGAAGCGAAGCCUGCCGAUUACAGCGAUCCGAGCUACGAUCCGUACGUGAGGAGCAAGUAUGCCGCCGAGAGUGGGUACAGGUAUUGACGUGUCGCUAGCUGUCCUGUCCUGUCCUCUCCUGCCGGGGGAAACAGCGGAAUGAAAACCUUUCGCCGGCGUCUGCCUGGCAAUGUUGUAAGUGUGAAGCUAUAUAGCCUCCACAAGCGCAAAGCGAGGCGCAAACAAAGCUGCUGCUGGUGCCUGGUGCUGCUCAUGGUUUGGUGGUGCCCAUGAGAUGUGGCAAGUAGUCAUCCUAGUUAGGUUAGGUAUGGACGGCCAGGACGGGGUUGGCAUCUGGCCCGGUUUCAGGAUAUGCUAAGUGCGAUUUUCGCAGAGGGCGACAUG
Molecule: messenger RNA, 1870 nt
Organism: Zea mays
Lineage: Eukaryota; Viridiplantae; Streptophyta; Magnoliopsida; Poales; Poaceae
Molecular function (GO): protein binding
Source: RefSeq, marked validated